Molecule: messenger RNA, 1328 nt
Organism: Momordica charantia (bitter melon)
Lineage: Eukaryota; Viridiplantae; Streptophyta; Magnoliopsida; Cucurbitales; Cucurbitaceae
Product: protein STRICTOSIDINE SYNTHASE-LIKE 4
Cellular component (GO): endomembrane system
Molecular function (GO): hydrolase activity
Source: RefSeq, a predicted model, not a curated record
CCGAGAGUGAGAGUUAUCUCUAAUUUGCAUUUUUCUGGUUUCAAAAAAUAAAGGCUUAUCUCGACUAGAAUUUAGAAGGUAAAAAGGCAUGGCCGAAACGCGAGGCAUCAGGAGGAGACCUGCUAAGGUUGGAGGUGGAGUAUGGGUGGCGGCACUGUCAAGCCUCCUGCUCGCCAUCUCCCUCCAGGUUAUAUUGUUGUGUCCCAUAUCCCCAUCCCCGCACCCGCUUCAACUGCCUUCUCCCGCCGCCGUCUUUCCCCUAAACCGCCGCUUGCAGGAAGUCACCAAACUGGGACACGGAUUUCUGAAGGAUCCUGAAGAUAUUUGCGUGGAUGCCCAAGGUAUUCUGUACGCGGCUACCAGAGAUGGCUGGAUCAAAAGAUUGCAUCCCAAUGGAUCCUGGGAGAAUUGGAAGAACACCCACUCUCGAACUCUACUUGGAAUCGCCCCCUCCAACUCCGACCACGGUGGAAUCAUCGUUUGUGAUGCUGACAAGGGCAUCCUUAAGGUGAACGAACAAGAUGGAUUUUCCGUCCUCGUUUCUUCUCAUGUGAACCAAACCAGAAUCAUAAGCUUCGCAGACGAUGUGGUGGAGGCGGCGGAUGGCUGCCUUUACUUUAGCGAUGCAAGCUCUAAAUUUGGACUGCAUAAUUGGUAUUUGGACUUCUUGGAAGCAAAACCUCAUGGUCGGCUGCUUAAGUACGACCCUUCCUCCAACCACAUUUCAACCCUUCUUGAUAAUCUACAUUUUGCCAACGGCGUUGCUCUCUCCGCAGACCAACAUUACGUGGUCGUCUGUGAAACCUUCAAAUACAGAUGUGUCAAGUAUUGGCUGAAGGGAGAGAAAGAAGGGGAAACAGAAAUAUUCGUAGACAAUCUUCCUGGAGCACCUGAUAACAUAAACCUGGCUCCAGAUGGCUCCUUUUGGAUCGCUCUCAUUCAGCCUAUCCGUGAUGGGUCGGAGUUGUUUGUGAGGUCUAAGAUUGUGAGGCAGAUUGUGGCCAGUUUUCCCAAGUUGAAGUUGUAUGAGGUGCUAAACGGCGCACGGCGGAGAGCAAUGGUGGUCAAAGUGGAUGCCGAUGGCAGGAUUCUUACGAAACUCGACGAUCCAAAUGGGAAGGUAAUAUCUUUCGUCACAAGCGCUCUAGAGUUCCACCACCAUCUUUACUUGGGAAGUCUAAAUGCCAACUUCCUCGGAGUGUUGCCCUUGACUCUUCCUUAAUUUCCCCUCCUCCCACUUCCCUUUUCAUGCAACAUUUCCUCUCUCUUCAGUAUAGUAUAAUAUUAUCAACUUGCUUACACACGUGUGUCUCAGUCUGCACUUUCUA